Acanthopagrus latus (yellowfin seabream) is the source of this 9492-nucleotide messenger RNA. RefSeq names its product chromodomain helicase DNA binding protein 5 (gene chd5). The coding region runs from base 443 to 6622 and encodes 2059 amino acids. The transcript is spliced from 41 exons. Gene Ontology annotation, cellular component: NuRD complex; chromatin; nucleus. The record is from RefSeq and is a predicted model, not a curated record. Gene Ontology annotation, molecular function: ATP hydrolysis activity; DNA binding; ATP binding. Gene Ontology annotation, biological process: chromatin remodeling; negative regulation of transcription by RNA polymerase II. NCBI's taxonomy places the organism in Eukaryota, Metazoa, Chordata, Actinopteri, Spariformes, Sparidae.
UCUCUCUCUCCUCACUACUAGUUAAAGUGGUAACUAGGGGAGCAUGACUAACUAGUUGUGGGUGAAAUUAUGGGAUGCAUCGUCAUGGCAACAGACCAGACGUCACAAUCUGGGCAUGUGUGUUCCAUUUUUGUCUUUCUUAUUUUUCAGACUGGAAGACCUGGAUAGAGAUCAGUGGAAAUAAUAAUAAUAAUAAUAAUAAAAAAGAUAAAUGUUUUUUUAUUGUAUUUUUGUUUAAACUCCUGGAGAGGAAAAGCCAGAGUCGCUGCUUAAUCUUUUUUUUUUUAAUUUUUUUUUUCUUUUCUUUUUUUUUUUUUAAUUUCACCACAGCGACGAAUACAUUUCUUUUUGGGUGAAGAAAGAGACUGGGCUGCGGCGUCUGGAGGGUUAACUUUCAGUAUUCUCAGCCUAAAAGGGGUGUUUGGGGGGCUAUGAGAUAAAGAUGCCGGGGUCGCUGAGUAAUGAAGACGAGGGACAAGACGACAUGGAUUUUGAAGACGAUAUGCCAGACGAGGAUGAUGAAGGUGAGCGCAACGCCGUUCCCCUCGCGCCCCUCGACAGCUUCUUCUCCGACGACUCCCUCAAACAACAAAAGAAGAAGAAGCCCAAAAAGAUGAAAGAGGGGAAAAUGCCCAAAGUUAAGAAGAGGAAAAAGGAGGGUGGAAUCCAGCCGAGAGUGGAGAGCGACCUGGAGGAGACCUCCGAGGUGGAGGAGGAACGCGAACGUCCAGAAAUAGGCUCGGAGAGCGAGAGCAGCACGUACGGCCCGACCAAAAAGAAGAAGAAGAAACCGAAGGAGAAGAAAGAGAAGAAGCCCAGGAAGAAGAAGAGAGACGAGGAAGACGAUGACGAUGACGAUGACGAUGGGAACUUGAAGGAGCCCAAGUCAUCCAGCCAGCUGAUGCAGGAGUGGGGUCUGGAAGACGUUCAGUAUGGCUUUACUGAGGACGACUAUAAAACCAUCACCAACUACAAGGCUUUCAGCCAGUUCCUCAGGCCUCUCAUUGCCAAGAAGAACCCGAAGAUUCCCAUGUCAAAGAUGAUGACAGUGUUAGGGGCCAAGUGGCGAGAGUUCAGUGCCAACAACCCGUUCAAAGGCGCAUCUGCCACCGCUGUGGCCGCCGCUGUGGCUGCCGCAGUGGAAACGGUUACCGUGGCACAGCCGACGUCUGUCAGCAGCAGCCAGCCGAGCUCUCAGCUGGGGCCAAUCAAAAAAGCCAAAACCAAAGAGGGAAAGGGACCAGGAGUUAGAAAGAGAAGCAAGGCUGUGAAGGAGGUGAAAAAGAAACCCAAGCCGAAGAAGACCAAAUCAAAGUCGGGCCAAAGUGGGAAGAAGAAGAAAGCAUCCUCGAGCGAGGAGGACUUCCUGGAGGAGUCGGACUUUGAUGACAUCAGCAUCCACAGUGCCUCUGUGCUUUCUGAUACCUCGGGGGCCGCCACCAAGAAAAAGGCGCGACGUGGGCGGAAAAAAAGGAAAAAGGAAGAUGGCGACGGUUACGAGACGGACCACCAGGACUACUGUGAGGUUUGCCAGCAGGGCGGAGAGAUCAUCCUGUGUGACACCUGUCCCAGAGCGUACCACCUGGUGUGUCUGGACCCUGAGCUGGAGAAGGCCCCCGAGGGCAAAUGGAGCUGCCCACACUGUGAGAAAGAGGGCAUCCAGUGGGAGGCCAAAGACGAGGACGAGGAGGAGGAAGAGGCGCCGGGCGAGGAAGAGGACGACCACAUGGAGUUCUGCAGAGUGUGUAAAGACGGAGGCGAGCUGCUGUGCUGUGACACCUGUCCAUCGUCCUACCACAUCCACUGCCUCAACCCGCCUCUCCCCGAGAUACCCAACGGGGAGUGGUUGUGUCCCCGCUGCAUGUGUCCUCCCCUCAAAGGCAAGGUGCAAAAGAUUCUCCACUGGACAUGGGGAGAACCUCCGUUACCAGCUGAACUGCCUGCAGGCCCUGACGGCAAGCCAAGUGAUCCACUGACCAAGCCUCCGCUCAAAGGGCAUCCAGAGAGGGAGUUCUUCGUAAAGUGGGCUGGCCUCUCGUACUGGCACUGCUCCUGGGUCAGCGAGCUGCAGUUGGAGCUGUAUCACACCGUCAUGUAUCGGAACUACCAGCGCAAGAACGACAUGGACGAGCCGCCGCCGUACGACUACGGCUCCGGGGAGGAGGAGCUCAACAGCGAGAAGAGGAAGAGCAAGGACCCCCAGUACGCCGUGAUGGAGGAGCGCUUCUACCGCUACGGCAUUAAACCGGAGUGGAUGGUUAUCCACCGGAUACUCAACCACAGUUUUGACAAGGAUGGCGAUGUGCAUUACCUGAUCAAGUGGAGAGACAUGCCCUACGACCAGUGCACCUGGGAGGUGGAUGACUUUGACGUCCCAGAAUAUGACGGUCACAAAGCCUCCUACUGGGACCACAGGGAACAAAUACUCGGGGAGGACCAGCGCCCUCUGGUGGUGAGGAAAGGAAAGAAGCUGAAAGACGACCAUCCGAAGAGGGAGGUCCCUCCUGAUGCGCCCAUCAUUGAUCCAACCAUCAAGUUUGAGCACCAGCCGUGGUACAUCAACGCCACCGGGGGAACCCUGCACCCGUACCAGCUGGAGGGCCUGAACUGGUUGAGGUUCUCCUGGGCUCAGGGCACUGACACCAUCCUGGCUGACGAGAUGGGCCUCGGGAAGACGGUGCAGACGAUAGUGUUCCUCUACUCGCUCUACAAGGAGGGUCACUCUAAGGGUCCCUUCUUGGUGAGUGCGCCCCUCUCCACCAUCAUCAACUGGGAGAGGGAGUUUGAGAUGUGGGCUCCAGACUUCUACGUGGUGACAUACACUGGAGACAAAGACAGCCGGGCGAUCAUCAGGGAGAACGAGUUCACCUUCGAGGACAGUGCAGUGAAAUCAGGACGCAAGGUGUUUCGCAUGAAGAAAGACACCCCCAUCAAGUUCCACGUGCUGCUGACGUCCUACGAGCUGAUCACUAUCGACCAAGCCAUCCUGGGCUCCAUCACGUGGGCCUGCCUGGUGGUUGAUGAGGCCCACAGACUGAAGAACAACCAGUCAAAGUUUUUCAGGAUUCUCAACGGGUAUAAGAUCUACUACAAGCUGCUGCUCACUGGGACUCCUCUUCAGAACAACCUGGAGGAGCUGUUCCACCUGCUUAACUUCCUCACCCCAGAGCGCUUCAACAACCUGGAAGGCUUCCUGGAGGAGUUUGCCGACAUUUCGAAGGAGGACCAGAUCAAGAAGCUCCACGACCUGCUCGGCCCUCACAUGCUCAGGCGGCUGAAAGCUGACGUGUUCAAGAACAUGCCUGCAAAGACAGAGCUGAUUGUCAGAGUGGAGCUCAGCCCCAUGCAGAAGAAAUAUUACAAGUUCAUUCUGACGCGAAACUUCGAGGCUCUGAACUCCAAAGGCGGAGGGAACCAAGUGUCCCUGCUCAACAUCAUGAUGGACCUGAAGAAGUGCUGCAACCAUCCCUACCUGUUCCCCGUGGCUGCUGUGGAAGCUCCUGUGUUACCCAACGGCUCGUACGAUGGCAACCUACUGGUGAAGUCCUCAGGAAAACUGACGCUGCUUCAGAAAAUGCUGAAGAAACUCAAAGAUGAGGGACACAGAGUUCUCAUUUUCUCUCAGAUGACUAAGAUGUUGGAUCUGCUGGAGGAUUUUCUGGAGUUCGAAGGUUAUAAAUAUGAACGUAUCGACGGAGGGAUUACUGGAGGCCUGAGGCAGGAGGCCAUCGACCGCUUCAAUGCACCGGGCGCUCAGCAGUUCUGCUUCUUGCUUUCCACUCGAGCUGGAGGUCUCGGCAUCAACCUGGCGAGCGCUGACACUGUCAUCAUCUACGACUCGGACUGGAAUCCUCACAAUGACAUCCAGGCAUUCAGCAGAGCCCACCGUAUAGGCCAGAACAGGAAGGUGAUGAUCUAUCGCUUCGUGACGCGCGGCUCAGUGGAGGAGCGAAUCACUCAGGUGGCGAAGAGGAAGAUGAUGCUGACCCACCUGGUGGUGCGGCCCGGCCUGGGCUCCAAAACCGGCUCCAUGUCCAAACAAGAACUGGACGACAUCCUCAAGUUCGGCACCGAGGAGCUUUUCAAGGAUGAAAUGGAGGCAGCGCGAACCAUGGGUCAAAUCCACGGCUGCUCGAGGAAGACGUUAACUCGGAGCUUCCCGUCGAUGGGCGACAACAAAGACGGCGAAGAGGGCAACGUGAUUCACUACGACGACGACGCCAUCUCCAAGCUGCUGGACCGCAGCCAGGACGCCACCGAGGACACGGAGAUUCAGAACAUGAACGAGUACCUGAGCUCCUUCAAAGUGGCCCAGUAUGUGGUGAAGGAAGAGGACGGAGAGGAGGAGGUGGAGCGGGAGAUCAUCAAGCAGGAGGAGAACGUGGACCCGGACUACUGGGAGAAACUCCUCCGCCACCACUACGAGCAGCAGCAGGAGGAUCUGGCCCGCAACCUCGGCAAAGGCAAACGCAUCCGGAAGCAGGUCAACUACAACGACACGACCCAGGAGGACCAAGAAUGGCAGGAUGAUCUUUCAGACAAUCAGUCGGAGUACUCGGUGGGGUCCGAGGACGAGGACGAAGAUUUCGAGGAGAGACCAGAAGGUGGACGCAGACAUUCUCGCCGGCAGCUGAAGAGUGAGAAAGACAAACCUCUGCCGCCCUUACUGGCACGAGUUGGGGGCAGUAUUGAGGUCCUGGGAUUCAACGCUCGGCAGAGGAAAGCCUUCCUCAAUGCCAUCAUGCGCUGGGGCAUGCCUCCUCAGGACGCCUUCAACUCCCAUUGGCUGGUUCGAGACCUGAGAGGGAAGAGUGAGCGCGAGUUCAGGGCCUACGUGUCUCUGUUCAUGAGACAUCUGUGUGAGCCGGGAGCAGACGGAGCCGAGACCUUCGCCGACGGCGUCCCGCGAGAGGGGCUGUCUCGUCAGCAUGUCCUCACCAGGAUCGGAGUCAUGUCCCUUGUCAGGAAAAAGGUGCAAGAGUUUGAGCAUGUGAAUGGAAAGCUGAGCUCUCCAGAUCUGAUUCCUAUCGGCAUGGAGCUGAAGAAGCUGACUGAGAGUUUAUCUUCUGAUCCCAACACCCCGGUGCCAGCCAGCCCCGUCGCCACGCAGCCCGGCACUCCCGUCCCUUCAGAGAAGACUGAGUCUCUCUUGGGCGCCGCUGAGGACAAGGAGACCACAGAGCAAGAUAACAAGAAACUGACAGAGCAGGAAACCUCCAGUGCGGAGCCGGCAUCUGUACCCGAGAAGGCAGCUGACAGUGAGGAGAGCAAGGCCGGCUCAGAGGAGAAAACGGGAGAUGAGAGGGACAGAACCGAGUCACCUUCCGCAAAAGCAGAACCAUCUGCCAACCCGAAAGAGCCCGCUUUGAAACAGACAGAGCUGCCAUCAAGUCAAACCUCACCGAAAUCGGAGCCCUGCAAAGAAACAGAGAAGUCCUCAGAAAAAGGAGAAUCUGAGUCUCCUCAGGCAAAAACUGAGGACAAGGAAAACAAGCCAGAUGACAUGAAGGGCGAGGAGGCUCUGGAGGGUCGACUGAAUGGAGACAAAGACACUUUGGAUGAGAUGGAUGAGAGCAGGAAGGAGGACAAAAAUGGAUACAAAGCCAAGUUCAUGUUUAACAUCGCUGAUGGAGGAUUCACAGAGCUGCACACCCUGUGGCAAACCGAGGAGCGAGCGGCGCUGUCUUCUGGAAAGAUGCAUGACAUCUGGCACCGUCGCCAUGACUACUGGCUGUUGGCUGGCAUCGUAACACAUGGCUACGCUCGCUGGCAAGACAUUCAGAAUGACCCGCGCUACGCUAUUCUGAAUGAGCCCUUCAAGACGGAGAUGCAUAAGGGAAACUACCUGGAGAUGAAGAACAAGUUCCUGGCUCGCCGCUUCAAGCUGUUGGAGCAGGCGCUGGUGAUUGAGGAGCAGCUGAGGAGGGCAGCUUACCUGAACAUGACCCAGGACCCCAGUCACCCGGCCAUGGCUCUCAACACUCGCUUCACUGAGGUGGAAUGUCUGGCAGAGUCCCACCAGCACCUGUCCAAAGAAUCUCUGGCCGGGAACAAGCCUGCCAAUGCCGUGCUGCACAAAGUGCUGAACCAGCUCGAGGAGCUUCUGAGUGACAUGAAAGCCGAUGUGACGCGACUGCCCAACAUGCUGUCCAGGAUCCCGCCGGUGUCGGCCCGCCUGCAGAUGUCCGAGAGGAGCAUCCUGAGUCGCCUCACCAGCCGAGGGAGCGAGCCUCCACCACAGCAGGUGAGAUGGGCUGCUGUGGUCGAGAAGCCUUUCAGUCAGGGGGGGUUCGGCUGCUCUCAGAUGUACAGCAGCAGCUUUGGUGGAGGGUUCAGAGGCCCGGGUGGACAGCCUAUGGUCAACUACAGUCAGAUGCCGCUGGGACCCUACGUCAGCGAUCACCUCAGCUGGCAGCCACGACAUGGCUACAAUGACUCCAACGUAAUCCUUUCCGAAGGAAAGGCGAUCUACUGUACCAACUCCAACAGUUAUGUGUCCACUAACGGCCCUCCACCCCCAACAAGCCAUCUGGACAAGAAGUCACUCGACUCCUUGAGAGACGUGGCUACGCCUGACCUCAAGUCGGGCAAACCUAGUGAUGUCAUCUGCAUUGAGGACUAGACCAGCUCUGUAACGCUGACCUGCGGUCAGAAACUCCCAGGGAUGGAUUCUGUAUGGAUGACAGCUGCCCAUCUCCUCCGCCACAUCCUCCUCUUUUCUCUCCUGACUUCGACUCUACAAAAAUCGAGCUCUCUGUCUGCAUAUAAGGCGACUAACUUUUUGAUUAAUGCAGAUGUAUCUAUCUUAACGAUUGCACUUUUAAUCUUUCAUGGAUUCUAUAGAAGUAUUUCAAUAGGUAUUUGCUUUUGUUAACCUGUGCUGCAGAGCGGAGGACGAGGAGGGAAACAGGAAGCAGCUUUUUUUUCUGACAGAGGAUCUUUUCAGUUUUGUUUUUUUUUUGUUUUUUGUUUUUUGUGCCCUGCACUACAAGGAGGAACUCAAGCAAGUUGGCAUGACUGAGUCUCCGACGCUCUUGAUUGGGGCUCGUUCUAAUCUUGGAAUGUGUGUUUCUUUUUCUUCGUGCCAGCCUCGACUUUUUCAUUCUGCGUGCCCCCCCCUCUCUCUCCCCUCUUGUUGCUUUUACCCAUCUUGCCUAUUCUCUGUACACUGUGACUGUGCCCCCGCUGGAGCUUGUUUCCUGUGUAGGAAGGAGUCGAGUCUUCAGUCAUAGUUUGAUAAGGAGGCUGUUUUUACCCGAGGGCCUAUAUUGUUACUUUAAAUGAAUAUGUGUUUUUUGUCAUUCACGUAGUAACCAGUGGAUAAAUUAUUGAUUUGAAAGCAUCAAAAAACUAUUCUCAUGUAUGCAGUAGCUGGACACAGUCUGUCUGAAUCCUCUAAAGACUGCCACCCGCUGGUAAUUUGGAGAAAGUAAUCUCUGCCAAGCCUGCAGAUACAGUUUACUGCAGCACCAGUCUCCUGUGAGGGGUUGGCUUCUUGUACUGUACAUACUCAGAGACUGCUGUUUAUUUUACCUCACAUAGGUCUAAUCAUAGUGAAAAAUAUGUAUACAAACAUGGAUGAAAUCAGAGGCCUGGCUUUGGCGUCGAGACACGAAGAUCACGCAGAGAAGAAAAAAAAAAGCUGGCAAAAGUGAUUUUUAACACAUUUCAGAGAAGACUGAGUAUUUCUGUGUAUGGUACGAUAUUUGUGAUUCUUAUUAUAUUUGAAUGUUAGUAGUGGCUGUAGAGCUUAACCCUGCGGCCACGACCAGUGGGACUGCACUAUAAACAGGAACUCAUCUGGUCCACGUCCACAGACGGGGCUUUAAUGUCGCCCCGAGUGGAGAGUGGCUGUAUUUUUUUUCCUCUCCUCUCUUCGGGACUUUCCCCAGUUCCCUGUCAUUGUUAGAAACUGAAUAAGAACAUGUGUGCUUUCGGCGCAACGUCACCUUAAGUCUGGUAUUUGUCGCAGGAAAAAAAUGCGCUUUUUGUUCGCUUCUCUUUACGUUAAGGUAAAAAUAAGACGUAUUUGGUCACUCGGUGCCAUUAAAGAAGACGAUCCCAGUAUGAUUUGUUCUUUGAUGCAGUGUAUUUCCUCCACUGAGGCGAGGACUCAACCUAAAACCUACAUUUGGGGGGGAUUCUCUCUGUAUAUCAGCUUUGAAGGACCAAUGUUGCACAGCGUUACAUUACAGUAGAUAAUGUCUUCACUUCCAGUUUUGUUUCGGUUCUUUCGGGAGUGUUAUCUUGCUGCCUAUUGCUUUACCUGGUGUGAGGACACGUUAGCAUGGUAUAGCUACAUAUCUUGUCCAUUCCCUCUCCUACUAUUAUGUGCUGAAGUGACCAGUGUCCACUGAGUGAAACAAUCUUUUAUAAAUUCAAGCGCACUACAUUUCCUUUUUCUAUGAAGGCAUUGCUCGAAUGUUUCGAUUCAAAGUGCAAAUUGUUAUUGACAUGUUUCCUUUGUUUUAUUUUCAUUUUUCCAAAGACCAGUGGCAUUACCUGUGUGUAUUAUUAUUAUUAUUAUUAUUAUUAUUAUUAUUAUUAUUAUUAACUGACAUCGCCACAGCACUUAUUCGACAUUGUUGGGAUGCCGACUGUGAUUGGACUAAUCUAAACGAGAGAAGAGGCGGUGUACAGAGUUGGUGAGUGUAUUUUCUUACUGCGGCCUCCUCGCCCAUCAUUCCUCGGACGACUCGCUUUAACUUCCGACUAAAAAUUAAAAAAAAAAAAAAAAAAAAAACAUCAAAAACUAAAAACCUUGAAGGUGCAUCAGUUUUUUCCCGCGCUCUUCUUCGUCAGUGUUUUAUCAGUGCCGUUUUGUUCGCCGUGUUUCCGUUUUUCCAGGCCAUCGGUUACUUGACCAUGACAUGUAUUAGGUUGCUCGACAGAUAGAACCUCAGAAACAUGUAAAUAUACUUGAAAGAUUUUUCAGAGAUAAGUCCAUCUCACACAGAUUUAUGUAUCAAACUGAAAAAAAAGAUGAAUGUCUGCUGGAUGGUGUUGCCAUAGAACUGCAGUGUGCAAAAAUCAUGUCCCCCCCCCCCCUUUUUUUUCCUCUUUCUGGAGUGACGACCGCGAGACGACGUCAAAAACACAAAGUACUCCAGUGAAAUGCAAUCAAACUGAAGUCAGUAUGAAUGUAAUGUCUGUUAGAAAAAAAAGGCUUCAGUCUAAUAUUAUAAAUAUGUUAACAAUGUAUGUACAUGCUUAUUAACAUGGCUUCAAAAGCUACCAAAAGACCCUGAUAAAAGGCACCUUUGUUGCAGUGAAUGCACAGCAUGUGAAGCGUUUGAUAUGACGGUUCACUUUGGGGGUGGGGGAGGCGGUAGUGUAUCUAGCAUUUACAGACAAUGAGCUCCAAGCAGUGUUAUGGUACUGAUAUUUGUGCUGUAUAGCAAUUGAAUGAAAAAAAAAGUGAAUUGUCAUCUUUUUAUUUGUAUUCUGUGUAUUUGUUCAAUGUGUUUUAAUAAAUCUUCUGGACAACAGUAA